Porites evermanni is the source of this 3603-nucleotide messenger RNA. NCBI's taxonomy places the organism in Eukaryota, Metazoa, Cnidaria, Anthozoa, Scleractinia, Poritidae. The record is from the annotation of a GenBank genome assembly.
CCUUAUACAUUUCUUUCAUUCCCGCUACUUGUUGCAUCCAGUAUGUCUUCAGGUUAGUCUAUUUUCGAGUAAUUGUUUUGAUUUUCCAUCGGGUAAAGUACUUUCAGUAAUUAUGACUUUUACUAUUUUUUCUACUUACGAGUGAACAUGUUUGUUUACCGGCGUAUGUCAUUUCCGCGGAGCUUUUUAAUAGACUCCACAAACAUUCAGUCCAACUUCCUAAGUUCUACUAGGCAUAGAUUGUUAAACAAAACUGAUGAAAACACGCAGAGUUAACUCUGUAAAUACGAUCUUGGUAAUAGAUUGCUCUUGAUACAAAGUCUUGACUGAAAAUAGAAUGCAACUCUGUCAUGGAACAGACCCCCGGCCGAGUACUGCCAGUAUAAAUGUGCCUUAUAAACGUUCUUUGCACAAUUCAAUAGAGCAAUACUUUCAUACAUUAUUUAUUUACGUGAAGUUCAUUGCUCGGAGGCGAGAAAGUUAAUUACACAAUAUUUUGCCAGUUUGGUACUGCACCGAAAUGCAUAUUUGUGAAAUCAGUGGUCACCGCCGUAGCCAGUAUGAGGCGAACCGAGGCACUCGCCUCGGUAAAAUUUUACCAAAUACUGUCGAUUUUUAUUUUUUUUAUCAGACUGAUAAUAUUAGAAGAUUUCAUACGGCUGAUUUCGUACAAAGGACCGUGUGUUCGCCUCGGUUGUAGUUUCUUCCUGGCUACGGCCCUGGUGGUGCUAAGUGUCAGGUGUGCAGUACAAGAAGUAUCAAGGAAAUACGGUACUUAUACCACCACUUAAAAUUACACUGGUGUUAAGAGUUUGCUCAUGUAUCGUCUGACGCAAAUAUUGGUCAUAACACUUUGAGUGCCUGCUAUAAUCCUAUCUUAAUUUGAAUUGUUGAUGGAGUGAUUAUCUAAGAUCCCUCACCAGUCGAAAGAUCAACAAAAGUACAUGAGUUGCAGUUAUAAGUUACUUUUUCGAUAUCCUGUAAAUCAUGUUAUAACAUCAUAACUCUUAUUCAAGAUCUUAUAUAUUCUUGAUAUAUAACUCUUAUUUAGGAUUACAUCAGCAAAAUUAAAUCAGCAAAAUUAAAUCCAUGCCCGACUCAACUGGUUUGCAUUAACUGACAGUUUUUUGAGUCAUUCGAUAACUUUUAUAAAGUACACCCCUUAUUAAAGAGCCUAUUUUCAUGAUAUGCUUAAAGGAGCUGUGUGACGAAAUUCAGCCAAAUUAGGAAAUUACAAAAUACCCGUUAAAUUAAGAGAAACACAAAAAUUAGCGCUUAAAACUUUAAAGGAAGGUUAAAGUAACAUAACAGAAACAACAGAUGCCACGGAUGGGCAAAACUGAACAAGAUUGAAACGGAUUGAAUUAGGGUUUUUGAAAACUGUUCAGCCUAACAGUUUUCCAAAGUUGAUCCCUGCUGCUUGUAACUUCAAAAAUAAUGCUCAGGAAGCAUAUUUGUUUGUCUCGGAUCUCUGAUUUUGUCAUUUACAUGUAAUUUCUUUGCUUACUUUAAGUUCCUUAGAAAUAGAGGGCGAGUAAUUGGCAAAAUUAAACAAAAUGAACUGGGCUGCCGUGACACAGCCCCUUUAAUGAUGAUUAUCGAAUUCUUUUAGUGUAUAAAAAGGAAACCCAUUUCUACGAGAAAUGGACGCCGGCGCUGGCAGGGAAAAAUCCCGCAUAGUUUGUUGUUGUUUGCUUGACUAGUUUUUCAUUUGAUUAACCUCUAACCCCUGAUAAACACUGGAGCAGCAUUUGCAUUCAAGUCACACAAGAACGAAAUGAGAUCUUAACACUGAUCAUAAUUCCCUCUUCCUUUCUAACGAACAAUCAUGUAAUGUAAUACUGCAAUGUAUACUUUUAUCCUCUUUCGUAGGCUCUGGUGACAGUUCUGAAGUAACUUCAGAUGAUUAUAUAUAUGGUGAGUACAUACGCCAUAUUUGUUCUGAGUAGGGUUUGUUUUCAAUUCUCCACUCUUCUCUGAAAGGGCUGUCUUCGGCGGGUACUCUAACCUGCGUAGCAAGCGUUUCCGUACUGUUUCGGAGCAAAGAAAGACCUAGGAACGGGAUUCUCGGGUUUUUGGCCGCGCGGGAAAUGACCUCCCCGCUUACUCGCGCCAUUUUUCGCGCGGUCUUUGACUCUCGCUCCUCGUUUUUUGCUCCGAAACAGCACGAAAACGCUUGCUACUCAGGCUACGGGUACUCAACGAGUACUCGUUUCACGUUAUCCUCUCCUCAAAUACUGACAUGAUGUUUAAAGUCCAGUUUCACUCUUCAAAGUGUUGUAACUAGUUGGGGACACCGAUAGAGGGUCACAGCUUUAUCAGUUCUUGAAACCGUCAAGUGUCCCCUCUUCUAAUUAAGGUUAGUUAGUUUUUCGUUUUAUUUAGUUUUGUUUUUUUGUUGUUGUUGUUGGUUUGUUUUUCGUAAUACAUUAUCUUUAGUGAUAUAUAUAAAAAAUCUUAAUCCAAGAAUCAGAAGUUUGUAGAUGAUCACCUUCCGAGCAAAGCCUCCUUUUGCCUUUUUUCGCCGAAAUCGAGCAAGUUAAGAAAGGCUCUUCUGGCAGGAUGAUGGAUGAUACAAGUGUUUCUUCAAAGUCAAUCUCGUUAGCCACCAGUGCAGGCAGUCAAAUACCGAACCUUUUGAACUUACUACUUCAAUUGCGGCUCUUCUCGUAGCAAGCACGUUGGGAAGUUCUGCCCAACAGCACAGCUCGCAAAUGUUUCUAUCCUUUUACGAAAAUAUUGCUGUUGACUAAUAUUUAAAUUUUAUGUUCCAGAUGACGUUUCAUGUAGGACUGGGAAAGAGAAAGUUCAAUUCAGAAAAUUCCAGGUCCACCUAGAAAACAUUGGUGGAGAUGUCGUUGUUGGAGGUCAAUCGGCACAAAAAUUCCGUAGUCGGAAAAAAAAAGGUAUUUUAUGCGAAAACGAGUAACCCAAACAAACAUUUUAUUGCAAGAGGAACGAGAGGGAAAGUCGGAAUUUUGAAACGAAGAAUUAAACUGGGAAAGCCGCAGCUUAAUUCGACGCGACGGACACUUAUCAUAAUAAAUAAAUAUAACCUGGUUUUCUCAUGUUUGGCCGUAGAUACCCGUGCAAUAGAACUGUCGCUUCCCCCUUUUGAUAGGAGGCCAUUCUCUCACUAGACUGCAAAACAGCCCGUAUUUUUCCUGCAGUUCAAGCACGCGAGAGUCCUGGAGCGUGGGCAAAACAAGCAAAAUGUUAGACUGGGGUGCCUCCGCUUUGCGCACUACGCGCGAAAAUCUCACGCGAGCGCCUUGAAAUCGAUUUUCAGGAAAAAACCGACUGUUUUCCAGUCUAUUUUACCACAGGAUCAAUGGGUGGCGAUAUUUUAUAUUUAUAAAUACACUUGAGUGAAUGAGAAACCUAUGGUAGAUAGCUGGCCUUAAAGCGAUGAAUCUUAUAACCAAUGCACCUUAUUCAGAUAGAUAAAAGGAACGUUUUAAGAAAAAGAAACGCUACCGAUAAGCAGUUCUUGAGCUGAGCGAGGGUAUUUUAAGCCAAUUUAGCUAUAACUGACUUUUGGGUACUUCGAUCCUCCCAGGUGGUGAGGACCAUGGGCUACCAAAACCAAGCUCCAACACAAAC